Molecule: messenger RNA, 4639 nt
Organism: Schistosoma intercalatum
Lineage: Eukaryota; Metazoa; Platyhelminthes; Trematoda; Strigeidida; Schistosomatidae
Source: the annotation of a GenBank genome assembly
AGUGCAAUUGGUUUUCGUAUCCACUAAAUCACUAAAGUAAUUGUUGGAAGUUGUUAACACAUGUUUCCUGAAAGUAAUAACCCAAAUGUAGAAAAUGCGCUUUCUUCCAGGUUUAUUUUUAAUAUUUGUCAUGUAUUUCUUUAGUUGGGAAAAUUACAUACGUCAUUAUACUUAAGCGAAGUAGUAUUUUUGUUUUUUCUUUACUGAUCUUAAACUCACUGAACACUUGAAGUUAGAAAGACAUUCUUGUUUUAUAUAUGCUUUAUUUUUGAAAGGAAUGAGUUCAAAAUGUCGUAGUGUUCCACACCUGUAAAUUUUUUUAUUCACAUGUCUUAAUGAAUCUCAAGUCACUUUCGAAUUACUCUUCCAUAACAUAUAGUUAGGAACACUUCCCAGGUUUUCAGAACUUAGGUUUUUUUCGUAGCACCUUAGUUGGACUUUGAAAUGUUCUACUUAACAGCCCCUUCAAGGUUAACAUACGUAAUUCUCCUAUAUCAUGCUCUAGUAAAUCCUAUUCUCAGUCCUUUCAUAUGAACAAAUGUGGGAUACUGGCAUAAAACACCGUUCAAAGACAUUAAUUGUUGGUACGUGGUGUGAAGAGGGGUCUAUGAUUCCUGAACCGUCUAUAAAAGCCCAUGUUGAUUUCGAUAAUAUUUGUUUUUGCACAGUCUUCAGUUCGUUAUACUUUAUUUAAAGACUUAGUGCUUCCGAGAACCAAAUAGCUGGUGAUUAGUCGGUGAACAAGUCAUAUUUCGUGCUUAACCGUAAUUGCUGUGUAUCAUCUCUAAACGUAUAUCACUUUAUGUGUUCGAAAACAAUACAGAACCGCAGAAUUGAAUAGAAUUGAAAAUCAAACAGUCUACUGGUAUGGAAUCUGAUGAUAGCUGCGAAAUAGCCUCGGUAAUUACAAGAGCAGAUACCAAGUCCAAUUCAUCUGAUAAUCCGACCAUUGAUUGGAGUAAUCAUCAAAAUCUAAGGAAAGAAAACUAUUCAAGUUGUGAUGAUUGCCUAUCAAAUGUAGAAGUAUUAUCAGAUAGUUGUUUGAACAAACGAUUUCACACUUUUUCACUAAAGCUAAGAGAGCAAGGAAAGAAGAUUAAACUCCUGGAACAAGAGCGAAUCGGCUUUUUGGAACAAAUAGCCAAUCUCUGUUCAUCUUUAGAAAAAAAACAACAAGAGUUGGUUGAUGUUUUGAAACUUUCGGAAGAAAAAGCAAAAUACCACGCUCAUUACAUGACUGAGGUUAGUAGUCUACUAGCCGAACUGAAAACACUAUUUUUAGAGCAUUCAAACUGUUUUAAUCCAGGAAAUCAGGCUUUAAUAGAUCAGGGUGAAUUUGGGAGUAAGAAUGAAGUUUCAAAUAGUACCGAUACUGAAAACGUACAAUUGAGUUCCACGAUUGGUUCAGUGAAAGGCGCUUGCUGUUCAGAAUCUCAGCAAGAUCAUCGUGGCCGCGCUCUAAUUAAUGAACUAUCUGCUACAGUAAGUGCUGUCAAAAAUAUGAACAGCAAAAAAUUGAUAAAACACGACCCUUCUUCACAAACUCCACAUAUAUUUGAUACGUUAUCAUCCAAACCUUCAAAUAAUUCUGAUCGAAAUCCUAUUAAAACAUCUACAAAUCAGUUGCCUAAUAAAUUAAUUCAGCACACUCAGGUGACAAAAAAUCCUAUAGCUUCAGAUGUUUGCAUAUUACCAUCAUUUUGUUGGAACAGUGACCAUGUUCUAUACUGGUUACGUGAAUAUGUUUGCCUACCUGGUGGAUGUUUGGAAGCUGCUGGUCGACUUCGUUUAGAUGGUAAACAAUUAACAAGUGUAUUCGACAGAAAAAUUGAAAAACAGUUACAUCUUAAUGAUGAAGGAUUAAGAAAAAAAUUUUUUACAGCUCUCGAAGAUUUACGAAUACAUGGACCGCCUGGUAUAUCACGGCAUCCAGGACCAAGCCAUAUAAGCUAUCAAUGGAUUUGUGAUAUUUGGUUAAAACAUCAUUUAGGUCUUGUACAACUAAUUCCUAUAUUUUCAAUAAGACGUGUGGAUGGUCGAAUGUUGUCUAGUUUAAUUACCUACAAACGUCCAAAACAUUCCAUCCAGCAUAAAAAUAGACGAAAAAGUAAAGAUAAUCAUAAUUAUGAUAACGAUAAUUGCUGUGAUAUAGUAAUUUCUAAUCCCAAUGAUGAUAUUCCUCUUUCGAAUUAUUCACAACAGAAUCUUAUCAAUUUGAAAACUAAUCAAAUUAAUGGUAGUAGUAAUAAUAAUAAUGAUAAUAUUAGCAAUCAUUCAAGUGUUAAAAGUAUUUCAUCUGUAUCUUCCACAAGCAGCAUAACGAAUGCUGUUCAAGAUUCCUGCAGUCAUAGUAAUAGCAGUAAUAAGUAUGAUAAUGGUAAUGAAUAUAUGGAACGUAAUUGGCAAGUUGGUGGACGUAAAGAAAUGUUACAUAUUUUAUUAGGUCUAUCGCAUACAUCAUCAUCAUCAUCGUCGUCGAGUAGUGGUGCAGAUUUAUCUGUAGAUUCUAGAUAUUUACUUGGCAAAAAAGAGGCUGAAAGUUUACGUACUGCUAUUGAAUUAUUGCAUCAUCAUAAUUUUAAUAUAGAGUUGAUAGAACAAAUUCGUGAUAAAUCUGAUCUUUCCGAAUUAGAUCUUUUGUAUUGGACAAAUGAUCAUAUUGUUAAGUGGUUAUCUGAUUUAGGUUUAAGUGAUUUUGUGCACGGAAUUGAUGCAAGUGGUUUACAUGGUGCAUAUAUGGUACUUGAUUCAACGUUCGAUUUUAAUACAUUGAUUAAACGUUUGCAUAUACCAUUGAAUGUUGCAGUUUUAUGUAAAUUAGAGGAGAAUUUACAACGAAUAUUGAAACCAGCUAGAACUCGUGAAGGUAUAUCUACCAAACAGCAUAGAAUUUUUCGUCGACGUAGUAUUAGUCGGCUAAGCUGUACAAACGGUAUAAUGCAACGUAGUAUUACAUCAACUAAUGCAAUCAAUGGAAGUUGUUUAUCGUUGAUAAGUUCAUCAGAAUCUCAAACCAAAUCAUCUACGGAUAAUAAUAGUAAUAAGCAUGUAAAAAUGAAUGGAAAUGUAUUUAAUAUGAAUGAAAAUAAAAAUACUGUCGUAGCAUCUAUUACUAAAACUGAUGUUAUUCGCGAUGCUGAAUCAUUGAAUCUAACCAUUAAGGAUAUCGAUUUAACACUGAAUAAUCCAAUUGGAUUGACACCGAGACGCGAGAAACGUCGAAUUCUAACAGUUACCGGUGAUUUAAUGAAUUCUAAUCGUCUAACACGUGUAUUUACACGUGGUCAUAAGACAUCAGUAGAUGUUACUGAACAGUCAAAUAAAUUACUACCAAAUACACAAGUGUCCAAACAAUUGUCAGUAAUGGGAUUGAAUAUUAAUAAUAAUGGCAUUAAUGUUAACAGCUCCAAUGAUAAUUCAGAUUGGUCAUCUGAUGUUGAAGAUAAGUCAAGUACUUUAGUUAGAAAAACAACUGAGAAAAGUUCAGACAAUUCUUCUACAUUAAAACAAUCAAAUUCAUUAGAUUGUAGAAAAACUACUCCACCUAGACAAGUUGUUCAGCCUCACGAAGCUCCACUUCUUGAUCCUUUUGGUUCUGAUUGUGGCAGGCCUCGUUUACGGAUUCUUCUAGGACAAACAAAUCGUUUAAAUUGUCUAACUGGAACAUCUUCAGCAUCAACUACGAAAAGUAAUCCCAAUACCGCAUUCAAAAAUAUCUCAGAUCAUAAAAAUAAUUUAACCAGUCGUCAGUCUCUAGCAAAAUCCUGUAUAACAUCUACAUUUACCGCUACAAGUCUUGUAUCAAAAGGAAGUACGAAUUCUAUUAAUAGUAUCUCUUCUUCGUAUAUAGUCCCAAUUAGUAAAACAGAUUUUUAAAAUCUACCCAUAAUUAUUUUCAAUAAAUUCUAAGAAACAGUAUUUCUUUCAUUGUAUUUUUUCUCCCAUGUGAUUUAUUCUUUUUUUAGAUAUUUUUUGUGUUUCAUUACAUUAUCAAUAAUGUUGAUAGCUAAGUUACUGCAUUGAUUCUGUCAUUUUAUCCUGAACUUUCAUUUGUUCAAUAGUAAAUAUUUUUAUGUUAAGGUGGUCUUAAUUCUGUUUACCAAAUUUUGUUAGUUUGUAAUUGUACAGAAUCAAUAUAGAAAAACUCAAUGCAUAAUUCAGUCCAAUCGUCCUACAUUAUGUACUUAAAAAUCAAUAGUUUAUAUAAACGACAAGAGAAUUCAGCAAUUGUCAUCGGAUUAUUAUUAUUAUUGUUAUUAUAUUCAGAAUCAUGUCUCCAAAAUUAUCCGAAUAUGUAUAUAAUAUGAAAAAUAGUAUAUUUAUAAUAUGUAUCUAUACUACUUACAAUAAAAUGGGCUUUAUCAUAUUAACUUUUUAUUCAUAAUCAACAAUGGAUUGUUUUAAUCAUCAUUAUAUUUCAAUUUAUUUAUUAAAUUCUGAAUUUGUAUAAUAUUGAAUUCACUUGAAUUAUACUAUGAAAAUGUAAAUGGAUGAUUUUUAUUUCUAUCUAUAAUUUAAAUAUAAUUAAAAUAUCGGAUUAAUUGUUUGUAUUUUGAAUAGUUAAUAAUAAAACUUGUUUUUGUUGUUUUUACGCCUUUUUUAAAUUAUUUGUUCAAUAAAGUUGAAUUUCUACCGUUUU